AUGCAACAGGAAGUGGAAAAGCCCUCUCGGGGACCUCAGUCCCAAUUUCAACAGGGUCAUCAAAUCCCUGUUGAGCACCACGAAAAGCCCGGCUUACAGGCUGAGAUGGAAGGUCCAAAGCCAACCUCAGAACAAAUCCCAACUGAGGAUAACGGGUAUCAGACCUACAAAGCAGCGGGGAAGCUCUCAGGGAAGAAUGCCAUAAUCACUGGUGGCGACUCAGGAAUCGGUCGCGCAAUUGCCAUUCUAUUUGCCAUGGAAGGAGCGUCUAGCCUGAUCACGUAUCUGCCAGAAGAGGAAAAAGAUGCGCAGGAGACAAAGAAACGAGUGGAAGAAAUAGGGCAGCGCUGUUAUUGCUUCGCAACCGACCUUCGGUAUAAAAAUAAUUGCCAAAAGGUGGUCGACACAGCCCUGAAGAGCUUGGGUGGUAUUGAUAUCCUAGUCAACAAUGCUGGGACUCAAACGAUGAUUGACGAUAUCAAGGAUUUAAAAGAGUCCCAAUGGGAAAGCACAUUCGACACUAAUAUUCACCCUAUCUUCUAUCUCUCGAAGUACACGCUUCCUCACCUCAAUAACGGGUCGACGAUAAUUAAUUGCGCUUCCGUCAACCACUAUAUCGGUCGCCCUGAUCUGCUUGACUAUACGUCAACAAAGGGAGCAAUCGUUGCGUUUACCAGGGCAUUGUCCAACCAGCAAGUCAAGAAUGGAAUCCGGGUGAAUUGUGUGUGUCCUGGGCCAAGUAAGUAG
Penicillium riverlandense is the source of this 747-nucleotide messenger RNA. RefSeq lists its product as uncharacterized. Lineage: Eukaryota; Fungi; Ascomycota; Eurotiomycetes; Eurotiales; Aspergillaceae. The record is from RefSeq and is a predicted model, not a curated record. Gene Ontology annotation, molecular function: oxidoreductase activity. The transcript has 3 exons. Bases 1 to 747 code for a protein of 248 amino acids.